Talpa occidentalis (Iberian mole) is the source of this 4150-nucleotide messenger RNA. It is a transcript of the gene VASH2, whose product is annotated as vasohibin 2. The coding region runs from base 7 to 1050 and encodes 347 amino acids. The record is from RefSeq and is a predicted model, not a curated record. The transcript has 7 exons. Gene Ontology annotation, biological process: regulation of angiogenesis. Lineage: Eukaryota; Metazoa; Chordata; Mammalia; Eulipotyphla; Talpidae. Gene Ontology annotation, cellular component: cytoplasm.
CCCGCCAUGACCGGCUCCGCCGCGGACACUCGCCGCUGCCCCCAUCCCAAAGGCGCCAAAGGCACCCGGUCCCGGAGCAGCCACGCGCGGCCCGUGAGCCUGGCCACCAGCGGCGGCUCGGAGGAGGAAGACAAAGACGGCGGGGUGCUGUUUCACGUUAACAAGAGCGGCUUCCCCAUCGACAGCCACACCUGGGAGCGCAUGUGGAUGCACGUGGCUAAGGUGCACCCCAAGGGGGGAGAAAUGGUGGGCGCCAUCAGAAACGCGGCCUUCUUGGCAAAGCCUUCAGUCCCCCAGGUUCCAAACUACAGGCUGCCCACGCCCAUCCCGGACUGGCUGCAGGCAGUGCAGACUUACAUGAAGACGCUGCAAUAUAACCACACGGGGACCCAGUUCUUUGAAAUUAGGAAAAUGAGACCGCUGAGCGGGUUGAUGGAAACCGCGAAAGAGAUGACCCGGGAGGCCUUGCCCAUCAAAUGCCUGGAGGCUGUCAUCCUGGGCAUAUAUUUAACCAAUGGACAGCCUUCUGUUGAGCGAUUCCCCAUCAGCUUUAAAACCUACUUCUCAGGAAACUACUUUCAUCACGUUGUGCUGGGGAUUUACUGCAACGGCCGCUAUGGCUCGCUGGGCAUGAGCCGGAGGGCUGAGCUGAUGGACAAGCCGCUGACCUUUCGGACUCUGAGUGACCUCAUCUUUGACUUCGAGGACUCCUACAAGAAGUACCUGCACUCGGUCAAGAAGGUCAAGAUCGGGCUGUACGUGCCCCACGAGCCGCACAGCUUCCAGCCCAUCGAGUGGAAGCAGCUGGUCCUCAAUGUCUCUAAGAUGCUGAGGGCUGACAUCAGGAAGGAGCUGGAGAAAUACGCCAGGGACAUGAGGAUGAAGAUCCUGAAACCUGCAAGUGCCCACUCUCCAACUCAAGUAAGAAGCCGGGGGAAAUCCCUGUCCCCCCGAAGGAGACAGGCCAGCCCCCCGAGACGGCUCGGCAGGCGAGACAAGUCAAUCCUGAGAGCUAAGCUGGACCUGGUGGGCAUGUUUGUGUGGCUGUGAGGGUGAGUGCAGGGGAACACCGGCGAGUUCUUCCUCUGCUCAAGUGGGGGUUGUGACUUCAAGUGCACCAGGAGCCAGAAGCAUGUGUCCGCUGGUGGCCUGUGCAUCCCCACCAGCAACCCCAAACUGGACACAGAGGGGCUGUGUCCCUGAAGCAUCUCACCAGGACAUCCCUUCCUGUUAGAGGAAAGGAAUAGAUUUUGCCCCCACAGAGAGCAGGAACUGCCAUUUGUCUUGGUAACCCUAAGACUUGCAUCCCACUUCAGCUCCCAACAUACGGUCAUCGCUUUCUGAUUCUGAAGCUUCUGUGGCUUUAUUGACAACGUUUAACCCAGCUGAGCUCUUCCUCACCACUGGGGCUGCCUCAGGCCUGAGACACUCAUGUUCCUGAGGGCAUGAGAAAUUCAGUGUCUCAGGGUGUAUGAAGAAUCACUUGCCACCUGGUACGCAAGGGGACGGCUUACACUCCCUGAACGGUACAAGGUUUGGGUAGCCGUGCAAGCGCUAGCAGUGCUUUCUGCAGAAUACCUUCUUUGUGGCGCUGCCACCAUGUUCUCCCUUCCCUCCGCUGGGGACGACCUGAAGGGAAGGGCAAAGAGCUGGAGAUUCUCAAGGAGCUAAUCUCUUUCCCCCAUGGCCCGUUGAUGUUAAAUGUUGAUGUCUGCCUUGUCAGCUGUCGGUCUCCGUGCCUGGAGCCCGGGAAGGAAGGUGGGCGCAAGGGGCAGGAUGGCUUGCAUGAGGCUCUCUCUGGCAGCCUCUCAGCGUGGACUCCUGGAAGGCAGUCUCUGUGCCGGGCUUGGGGCUAGGCCGUCAGCGCUCACCCUAGCUCACCCGGCCUUUAAGUGACAGCAGAUAAGGCCAGGAUUAUCCAUUUAUGUGCUGAGAGACACGUCCCCUCCUUCCUGCCACCGAGUGAGUCAAAGGAAACUUAAAGCCGUUACCAGCCUGAGUCUUUCACAAGGAAAAUCCUUUGAUUCUCUUUUCUUUUUGGACUGGGGAGGGGCUUGGAGACAUGUAUUGUUCAGUCUAAAAUAAUACCCCUGGAUCUGAUGAGUGGUUCUGGGCAAGUGCAGACCCAGCUGAAUCAUCACUCUGGUGGUGGUUUCUUAAAAAUAACCCCCUCGCAAUGUUCUAAUUAUAGGCAGGGGAGCACUUGAAGAGGCCUCUCACACACAAUAGCUGAGCUGGCCCUGGCCUGGGGAUGAGCUGGAAAGGACUAAAUGGUAUUUCUGGCCGGGCCCCACAGCCAGAGUGGCCUGCUGGGAUAACCCACUUCUGCCCUUUGCCAGGCCAGGACAUUGUGGCCACCGUUGAGGUGAAAGUGGUUCACCUUCCAGAAGUUCACCAGGAAUCGCUAUUUAACGCCUUUCUGCCUUUGUCUCCCCUGGGUCCUGGGUACCUGGGGAGGCAGGGCCAGGUGAGGAUACAGAGGCAGACCACCCAGGUCUGUUGGAGGCCCUGAGUUAUUUACUGGUGCAGAAUUACAUUCAGCUUUACAAGCAGGCCGGUUCCCCAAGUGGCUGUCAGAGGUAAGAUAAAACCUCUCCUAUACAGAAAAACCAAACAGCAUUCUUCCUACAUGCUAACUCUUAGAAUGUUGUCAUGCUAACUUGAAUUCCUGGCUUAGGACUAUGUUAACAAUUACCCAUGAUAAAGGUAACAUAAUGAAGCCCUAUCAGACAUUGAAAUGUUAGUGAGAACGUGGCCACAGUGAAGUAAGAGGUUUGGGUUAUUCAACAGUGAGGCUUCACCAGUGAAUGUACUUGGUCCCUACUCUCAACUUGUUCAUUCUCUGAGGCAGGUGCAAGGGCUAUGAAUUGGCAGGAUUCUUUAGCAGAACAUACAAAGGCAAUGCCAAGUAGGUGCUUGGCCCUGUGAGAGGAGUCAGAAAACGCUUCAUGGGAGAAGUGGCAUUUGGGCUGGACCUCGCAGGGAAGACGAGAAGACCUAGGGAAGGGCAUCGCGUGGUCCAGGUGCAGAGGCAGGCAUGGCCCUGGUGUCCUCAGAUGCUUUGUGUGGGGAGUGGGAAGGUAGGGGGCAGUUUCCAUCCCAUUCUAGAUUCUGGGAUGAAUGCUGGCUCCACCAAUGGCUGACCAAGCUACUUUGCUUUGAGCUGGCUCCUAAUUUGCAGUGAUCCAUUUUCUCCAUAAAGCUGGGUAGCAGUGAUGAGCCGUGAGGUUAUGGCCAUGAUGCAGCAGCCCAUGGAAGCUCGCUCAUGCAGGUGCAGGAUAAGCAGAAGCUAUUUAUAAUGGUGAUUUCUCAGCCCCUGGGAGGUGUGGGGGAUGUGACAAGGUGCUAAGGAAAGGGUUAGAAAAAGCAGGCUAAUACCCCCAAAUUAGUGAGCUUUCGAGAGUGCCAGAAUGAGGGCAAAGGGUGAAGUUUUAGACACAAAGAGAAAUGGGGUGCUAAGGGGCCCCAGCCAGUGAUCAAAAUGUCUUCUGAGGCAGUGGCAGGCCUGUGGCUGCUUGUGCAGGGACCCCAGAGGUGCCCACCUGGCAGGGCUGAGAGGUGGGGUUGUGGUCUCCGUGACCUGCCUGGGGCCUUGUGUCUCUGACGUAGGUCACAGGACUGAGGGAGAGAAAAGAGGUCCGUGACAGCAGCGCUGGACUAGUGUCUUACUGGCCUGAUGUCCUACAGAAAGUCAGCAUGUUCAAGGCUCAGAAGGGCAGAGGAGACUCAAGGGAAAGGUGUCAGGCCAGGAAGAUGUGUGGGGAAGGUUCCGAAAUGGGGCGGAUGAUUGGGGAGUGCGGCAAGGCCAGGAAGAACUCUCUUUCUACACCAGGAACUGCUGGAUCUUCAGACGAGGUCUCAGAGCAGACGGGCACAGGUGGUUGACAACUGGCCCAGUGGUUGAGGGGGGACCAUGAGAAUGUGUAGGACGAGUUUGUUGCUGGAGUCUUGUCCUCACUGACGACAUCCUCGGUAGAGGCCACUUCUGGUUCCAUUGACAUUCACACCAGGGGAAACCAUUUGCUAUUAGGAAAUCAUUCAAAGGUUUAAACCAAAAUACUCUUAAACAAUUAUAUUUUUGUUUUGGCUUUUUUUUUUUAAGAACACUUUGACAGAUUCAUGUGUAACCUGAAAUGUCUUUGAUCUUAUA